Trichoderma reesei QM6a is the source of this 1218-nucleotide messenger RNA. Its product is annotated as glycoside hydrolase family 28. Gene Ontology annotation, molecular function: polygalacturonase activity. The transcript has a single exon. Bases 1 to 1218 code for a protein of 405 amino acids. The record is from RefSeq and is a predicted model, not a curated record. Gene Ontology annotation, biological process: carbohydrate metabolic process. Lineage: Eukaryota; Fungi; Ascomycota; Sordariomycetes; Hypocreales; Hypocreaceae.
AUGCUCCUUGGCGGGUGUCUUGUUCUUGUGGCCGUGGUGGCCAACGUCGCUGCGGUGAAUUUGCUGCAACCUCCGACCAAGGUCAUCAAGAGAGCCUCGACGUGUACGCCAGUAGCGGGGCGUUCAAGUGCGACAGAUGAUACACUCGCGAUUCAAUCCGCGAUCGCCAGUUGCUCCUCUGGGACUAUUGUUAUCCCUGCGUCUACGACUUACCACAUCAAUACGGCCCUGAGCUUCAAAGGCUGCUCUGGAUGCACGUUGCAAAUCGAAGGCACUCUACAAGCCAUAUCCGACACCAACUACUGGGAAGGUUUACGAGCCAUCUUUCUCAUGGAUGGCAUCAACGGCGCGAACAUAUAUUCAAAUACGGGCAAAGGCGUCAUCGAUGGAAACGGCCAAGCUGCGUGGGACGUCUUUGCAGCCAAUUCUUCGUAUAGACGACCGACGCUCUUCUACAUCAACAAUUCCAAGAACGUCAACGUCCGUAACCUCUACUUCAAGAGUGCUCCAAAUGUCUUUCACUCGGUGACCGGCGGCUCCAGCAAUGUCACUUACACCGACAUCACUCUCUACGCCGUGAGCAACAGCUCCAAUGUUGCGCACAACACUGACGGCUGGGACAUCGGACAGUCAACCUACGUGAGCAUCAAUCACGCCACAGUCACAAACGACGAUGACUGCGUUGCUUUCAAGCCAGGCAGCAGCUUCGCGACCGUUACCAACAUCACCUGCACAGGUAGCCACGGUAUCUCCGUCGGAAGCUUGGGCAGCGGUGCCGGAAAUACAGACACGGUUCAGAAUUGUUUCGUGAGCGGAGCGACCAUGAUUGACUCUACCAAGGCUGCAGGUCUCAAGCUUUACCCGGGCCCCCCGAAACAUGGCACAGCUAUCGUGACCAAUGUGACUUUUGAGAACUUUGUGUUGAAGAACACCGACUACGCUUUCCAAGUUCAAAGCUGCUACGGCGAAGAUGCAUCGUAUUGCAGCAGCAGCCCGAGCACCGCGCAAGUCAAAGGCGUGGUGGUGCGGAACUUUUCGGGGACGACAAGCAGCCAUUAUUCGCCGAAUGUUGCAAACCUCAACUGCCCAGCUGCUGGGUCGUGCGGCCUCACCUUGAGCAACAUCACGGUGAAGCCGCCGAGCGGCUCAGCCGUGUUUCAAUGUGCAAACACGCCCAGUAGCAUCGGGGUGCCGUGCUCUGCUGGCGCCAGCGGAUAA